AUCAAUUCUUACCAACUCUAUGAAAACAAAAGAAACAAUAUAAUACAUCUAAGUUAUAUCGCGCAGCCUAAAGGUUUUUUAUUUCACCUCAGCUGCCAUCGAUGAACCCACACGAUCGUACCGUUGACUGGUGGUUUAUAUAUCUAAUCUAACGGUCUACAAUCAUUAAAAUACACACGGGUGUAUAUACAACAUUCCGCAGCUGAUUAUUUUUAUUUCAAUUUAAAAACACAAAAGGAUGUUGCCUUGGAAAGUGUCUCUCAUUGACCUAAGACUCUUUCUUCCUAUAUAUAUACAUUUCCACACUCUCCUCUACUGUCAAAUCGAAUCCUUCCUUCUUUCAAUUAACCAUCUUCCUCCGAUCCUCUGUUCUCUAAUGGCCACGCCAAGCGAAACAUCAGCUCUUUUCUUCAUCAAGAAGUAUCUCCUCGACGAAUUAUCCCCGUUGCCUAAUGCCACCACUACCAAUCCAUGGGAAACCAGCUCCGAUUUUUCAUUCUUCGGUUCAUUUGACCAAACCGGUUUCGAUUUUCCUGAAUUCGAGACUAAACCGGAAAUAACCGAUACUCCACUUGCACCAAACGAUUCCUUCACGUUCCAAUCGAAUCCUCCGGUCGUCUCGCAAUCGAAUCGAAAACCGCCGCUGAAGAUCGCGCCGCCGAACAGAUCCGAGUGGAUCCAAUUCGCAGCCGGAAAGCCUCAGCGAGAACAGGUUCCCUUACCACAGGUGGCCGCGGAAGAGAAGAGGCACUACAGAGGAGUGAGGAUGAGGCCGUGGGGGAAAUUCGCGGCGGAGAUCAGAGAUCCGACCCGCCGCGGAACCAGGGUGUGGCUCGGGACGUUCGACACGGCGAUCGAAGCGGCGAGGGCUUACGACCAAGCGGCGUUUAGGCUCCGAGGAGCUAAGGCCAUCGUGAAUUUCCCGCUCGAGGUUGGGAUGUGGGAGCCACGCGCUGAGAAUGGUCAGAACAAACGGAAGCGAGACGGAGCUGAGGAGGAAGAAACGAGGGUUGUUGCGAAAGUUGUGAAGACGGAGGAGAGUCACGGCGUUGAGCAAGUGACGUCGAGUUUGACGGGGGUAGAUGACUGGGACUUGACGGAGUUUCUAAGCAUGCCGCUUUUCUCGCCGUUGUCACCACAUCCACCGUUUGGUUAUCCACAAUUGACUGUUGUCUAAAUGUCUGUUGGGUUCAGCUUGCUGUAUGCUGACGUGGAAUUACUACGGCGUACACGUGUUUUUUAUGAUCUCUUGAUUCUUUUUGUUGCACACACAUUCGGGAAAAUUUUAUUCAUUUAUUUGUUCUUUGUAUAAUACGACUUUCAAGUUUCAACAUGCAGUCAAUAAAAUCAUAUCGAAAUAACAUUUUGACUUUAGACUAUUAAUUCCCAACGUGACUGAAUUCAUUUUGAAAGAUGUAAAAUCUGUGAUUUCAAGUUACAAGCCUUGAGAUACAACAUCAUGAUGUUCUUUGUCUACUUCUUCUCAUCUUUGAAUUUCCCAUACUCUGCAAAAAUAUAAAACAAAAUGACAACGUAUAAUCACAGAUUUUACAUACCACUCAAAAGCCAACGUAUAAACAAAAUGGAACAUAUCAUUUUACAUACCAUUCUAUAUAGAUCUCUCUAUAUUUAUUGUGAUGCAUCUUAUGGAAAAUCUUAGUUUAUGUGAUUUGAGUUUUCUAGUUAGGUUGGUAUAAUCAAGAAAGAGCGAUUAAAACUUUUUUUUUCAUCUAUUGAUUAACAUUAACGCAAAUGGAAGUUUCAAGAUUACAUACACUAGAUAUCUAACUAAUACUAAAAGGGUUAUAUGAGGAGUAGGGAGGCUGUCCACGUCCCCAAAUAAAAUCGACCAAUAGGAGUUCAGAUUUCCGCCACGUCAGCCGCUUCUCCUAUGUCGUUUGGGCCUCGCGUUUCACCAGCCCGAUAGUGUUCAGAAUCGAGAAGCCCGUAUCGCGCUUCAUCUGCUUGAAACUCCACCGGCUCUGACGUAAUUGAGGUGUUAUAUUUUGUAUUCAUUGAAACCAUUAUUAAGAUUCGCCUUUAACUCUCUUCCAUGGAGUCGAUUUAAGUUACCCUUUCUUAAUUUCUUUAAUCUGUUCAAUUAUAAAAGGGUUGCAUAAAACUCAGAAUCUCACUCUUCACCAGAUUCAACCCUUCUGAUUCAUUACACAUACGGUAGUAAGGCAAUCUUCUGCGUUUCUUGGAAGUAUGAAAUUUUUUUAACUUUUUACGAUUCCUGUCUGCCUGCCGAAGCAGGAGACGAAGAGUACAAUAACAAUAUGUGGGGCCAUACACGGAUGCCUACCCUUCUAUGGUCUACUCAAACCAGGAUGACCUCAGCAGAUUCCAUGUUGCAUAGCAGAGAGGAUAUGGUGUAGCCUCAGAAUAUUUCCGGGAGAAAGAAAAGUAUUUACGAUCCAACUCAUGGGGUUUGCCUUUCGAGAGCCAAUGUAGCAAAAGUUUAUAGUGUUUUUUUUUUAAGCAUCCGGGAUAUAUCUGAUCCAUAUUCAACUAUAUCUCAGGGUUUAGCUAAAGUUUUGCAUCAAAAGGGGCUUUCUUAUGUUUCUUGAGAAGCAUCAUGAGCUCCAGUUUUGAAGUGAUGUUUUUUGUCUAAUCUUUGACAAAGUCUUGUGCUUAUUUUUUUGUUUGUUUUUGCAGUCUUAUGAAGAAUACGUUGAAAUCCACAGCAGGUGCAUGAGACAACUUGGUCUUUCUGUCAGUGAUUCCACAAUCACGUGCCUUCAAGUAAAACAGAUGAUGGGUAAGCUUAUGAUGAUGGUUAUACACGUAGGUGAUAUACAUAGCCUAAUACUUUAUUGUUUUAGAUUUAAACUUCCUUCAUGGUCAAAGAAAUGAAAUCAAUAUAUAACCACCUUAUAUACGCAUCAACGGCUAAAACGUGCAGUGUUUUUAAUGAGAUAUUGAAAACUCUUAAAAACCUAUGGUCAUGCUUCCACGAGGUUAAUAUGCAAAGGGUUGCUCCAAAGAGUUACCAGCAAGCUGCUGGAGUAGUCUUCGUUUCACAAAAGUUUUAGUUAACUUUUGCAUCGAUCAGGACCUGGGAAUCACCUUGGACAGCAAACUCAUGGCUUCUGGGCCAAGUCAGGGCUCUGUAGUAAUACACUCAACAAUUGUUUCAACCAGUUAAAUAUUUAAGAGGACAUGUUUUACAAGUUUGGAUAUUGCAUCAUCACAACUGCUCCUUGAUUUAACUCUCUAUCUCAGUGUGUUUGACGAAGAAGCCAACCGCCUUCACCCAAAGUUUCAAACGUUUGGGUUCGAAGGAAAAAUGGUUUUUUGUUAAUAAUAUUUUGAGGGUGUGUUGUGUUGUCUAAAUCUGGGAAUCAUCUGAUACUAAUUGACAAAUGGUUCUUCUAUAGGGAAGAAUCAUCUGAUACUAAUUGACAAAUGGUUCUUCUAUAGGGAAGUAGGAGAUGAGAAAUCCAUCUUGGAGCUUGAGUUCUUGAUCUGAUUCUUUCUGAUUGCUCAUGUUAAAUAAUUGCUCCGACAACUUCAUAGUUGGACGGUUCCUCCAACAUCAUCGCUGGAGUUUCCACCGGUUCCAUAAUUGGUGUCUACAACCCCUACGAGUCCAAUGAUAUUUCCACUCUUUGGUCAGAAGAAAAAAUACAUAUAAUAAACGCGUGACAACCUGGGCACAACUUGCUAGCAGCCGGCUACUGUAUAUACUCGAGCUCAGUUAUCUUUGUUCUUAUUCUAGGGAAAGACGUCUGCAAUGUACGGCGAGUUUGUCCUCACGCAAGAGAACAUCUAGAUCCCCAAAAUCAGGAAAAUAAACUCUUUCAGCAAAGGAAAGAUGUGGUACGAUAGUCUGGAGGAAGUACAUUGAUGAUCUCAAGGACCCUGGUCCAAGUGGGAAAUCUUACUCGCCAAGGUACAUUGGAAGUUUGGUCGUAAAUUUUCACAGGUCGUUGUUGUACAGUGGGAUUUACGGGUGCUGCCAAGAGCAGAAACAUAAUGCAUAAGCCCUUAGACUUCUAUUGUAAGCCAUUUUCUGACUACAUGGUACCUCUCAAAUUCCUAAUAGAUGCAUGACUUAUGCAAAUUCUAUUUUGUUAUCUAUGUCAAUAAAGAUAAAUCCGAUAUUUUACUA
Messenger RNA from Brassica napus (rape), 4114 nucleotides. Its product is annotated as ethylene-responsive transcription factor 6-like. Gene Ontology annotation, molecular function: DNA-binding transcription factor activity; DNA binding. Gene Ontology annotation, biological process: regulation of DNA-templated transcription; ethylene-activated signaling pathway. The record is from RefSeq and is a predicted model, not a curated record. The transcript has 5 exons. The coding region runs from base 239 to 1177 and encodes 312 amino acids. Lineage: Eukaryota; Viridiplantae; Streptophyta; Magnoliopsida; Brassicales; Brassicaceae.